GCAUCCCACCCAUCCACGCACUACGGUGACGGCAAUGGCGACGGCGAUGGCAGCAGCAGCAGCACCGAGUGAGGAAACCGACAAGCAUAUUCUUCAGGAGCUUGGUGCUUCCUGUAUGAAGCUGGGACAGUUGGCACUUGAUAAUUUCCAUGUAGCACCAACUGUUGGACCAGAAAACGCUGCUCUAACAGACUCCGUUCUGCAUCUUCUGUGGUUAAAGGAUCAAGUAAGCCAACAAACGGUGGAACUCCAGGCUGGUGUGAAAGCUUGUGUUGAAACUAAUACAGAGGCUGUGUCAGAAGAAAACCUGAAAGAAACAAUUCAAGCGAUCGAACGGGAAUUAGAAGAUGUUACAGUCUCUUUCCAGCAGAAAAACAUGUCUCUCCAUAGGCUUCAGUACACAAAUGCUCUUCGAGAAGCAGCACAAAUGAAUGAUAAAGAUGGGAAGUUGAUAAUGGAAACAGUCAAGCACUCUUUAGAUCUUUGUUCUGAGAUUAUAGCAACCCAGAAGGAAGUUCACACUUUGGAAAAUGCAGUGUUUGAAGUACAAAAGCAGAGACUAUCACUAAAACAAAAAAUGCAGGGUGUAUUAAAGGACAUGGAAGCUGAAAAGAAGAAGCAGCAACAACUGUUACAGCAAUUAGAAAAUGAACUUCCAAAACGUGGAGAAAAGAACUUGCAAGAACACUUUAAAAUGGUGACAUUAAUUCAGAAGGUUUUGCAGGGUGUUAUUCUUGCCAGUGGAGUGAACUGGGCCAAUGAUCCUGAGUUGAAGGAAAUAGUUUUGCAACUGGAGAAUAAUCCACUUGAAGAAACUGAUUCAAUCCACUCAUGAAGAGACAAAGUGCUGGAGUAACUCAGCGAAUCGGACAGCGUCUGUGGAGAACAUGGAUAGGUUUUGCUGAAACAUCACCUAUCCAUGUUCAGUUUUGAUCGCCUGAUAUGGUGAUCCAAAUCCCACUGACAUCCCCUGCACCUGCAGUCCCCACCCAGUUGCAGUCCCUUCCCUGGGCCCUUAUAUAGCUGGUCUGGAUGAGCUGAGGCAUUGUCUCUGACCCAGUAUAACGGUCUAGUGAGGCUGGAGCCUUUGUAUGCCACAGUGAUGAGGCGCUGAUACUCAAUGCCCGCAACAGCUAUCAAAGUUGGGAUUGGGGUAUAGGUUUACGAUUAAAAUACUCUUAAUAAUAUUUUUUUGAAUGUAUAUGGCAUUCAGAGUCAUUUAAAGGAUAUUGAAUUGAAUUUAAAGGAAUUGAAAUUGAAAUAAAACUGUAAAAUGAUUAUAUUUAAAACAAUGUUAACUAAAAACAAAUAUUGCACUUAUUUAGUUAUCUAAAAGUAACGUCCGCCACCCUUUUGUCCUGCAGUCCCAUUUGAAAUCAAUUUAAUCAAAACCAGAUCCAAAAUGUUAUUUUUCCCCAUGCUUCCCAUUCUGCCUGGCCCCUUCCCCUGCUCACCAAAUAUAAGUCUGAUAUACCAGCAGGUCUGGGCAGCACCACUGAUCUUAUUCCAGCUGAAGGGAUAACUGAUACCUUUUAGUCAUCCAAAAUCAGUCAGUAAAUUCUUGUUUGAUGCAGCAUGCAAGCGAGACUGAGAUUUCAGUAUUGCUUAAACUGAAUUCUGGCAGUGAAGUAGUCAGCAAAACCCCGAUGUGCAAAGUGAAUCCCCAAUUUGUUUUAAAUUAUCUUUAUAUAGUUGUCUUUUAGGUGAGAUUAUGUUGGUUAAAUUGUGGUGAAAUGUGAAUUGUUUCUUAGCCUUCUGAUCAGUGGUUAAUAUAAAUUGGGAGGCAUUUAGAAUAUAUGGAAACAAAUCUCUGCAAGAUUAACUAAUUUGUUUGAUUAAAUAUUUAAUGUUGCUGUUGUAGUGUAAUUUUUUCUCUUGCAAAUAUUUUCUUUCUCAAUUAAUAUUUAAUAUCCUAAUUUUUAAAACAUGCCCCAUUAUCAUGGGUUAAACUGUUUCAAAAUGUAAAUCAGCCGUAAGUGCAAAUGACAACAUCGUAUGUGUAAUUUAAUCCUUCAGUAUAAAACCUGAAGUCACAUAGAAAUUCGAUAUAUUUUAGCAGAAAUGUUUAAGAAAGAAUUGCAGAAGCUGGAAAAAUCGAAGGUUGACAAAAAAUGCUGGAGAAACUCAGCGGGUGAGGCAGCAUCUAUGGAGCGAAGGAAAUAGGUG
Messenger RNA from Amblyraja radiata (thorny skate), 2166 nucleotides. It is a transcript of the gene cenph, whose product is annotated as centromere protein H. The record is from RefSeq and is a predicted model, not a curated record. Gene Ontology annotation, cellular component: kinetochore; nucleus. Gene Ontology annotation, biological process: mitotic spindle organization; chromosome segregation; kinetochore assembly. NCBI's taxonomy places the organism in Eukaryota, Metazoa, Chordata, Chondrichthyes, Rajiformes, Rajidae. Bases 35 to 835 code for a protein of 266 amino acids. Gene Ontology annotation, molecular function: kinetochore binding. The transcript is spliced from 10 exons.